AUGACGCGUAGUCCUUACAUUGUUCCGGCGCUCACGAAGCACACCGCUACUGUCAUCAUGGCCCACGGGCUGGGAGACAGUGGUGCCGGAUGGGUGUCCCUUGCCCAGACCUGGCGCCGCCGCGGCAAGUUCGACGAGGUGGCCUUUAUCUUCCCCAAUGCGCCCGACAUCCCAAUCACAGUCAACUUCGGCAUGAGCAUGCCUGGAUGGUACGACAUCACCAAGCUUGGCCGUGAUAUGGACUUUGAAGAAGCCCUCCGCACCCAAGACGAACCAGGAAUUGUCCGCUCCCGUGACUACUUCAAUACCCUCAUCGAGCAAGAGAUGAACAAGAAUAUCAAGGCGUCGCGUAUCAUCCUGGGCGGGUUCUCCCAAGGCGGUGCGAUUUCCGUUUUCGCCGGUGUGACCAACAAGGAAAAGCUCGGCGGUGUCUUUGGUCUGUCGUGCUACAUGCUAUUGAGCGACCGGAUUAAGAACUACAUGCCCGAAGAGUGGGUCAACAAGAAAACGCCAUUCUUCCUUGCCCACGGUCUCGAGGAUAACGUUGUUCCAUUCGAAUCUGGGAAGACCUCGGCGGCUAAACUUAAGGAGCUUGGCCUAGAGAACGUUUCCUUCAACCAAUAUGAAAAUCUUGGUCACUCGGCAACCCCCGAGGAAAUUGAUGACCUAGAGAAGUUUAUUGAGAAGGCGCUCGCCACUGAAGGAGAGGGUAAUGUUUCUACUAGCUUAUGA
Molecule: messenger RNA, 732 nt
Organism: Penicillium expansum
Lineage: Eukaryota; Fungi; Ascomycota; Eurotiomycetes; Eurotiales; Aspergillaceae
Product: palmitoyl-(protein) hydrolase
Exons: 6
Coding region: 1-732 (243 amino acids)
Biological process (GO): protein depalmitoylation
Cellular component (GO): cytoplasm
Molecular function (GO): palmitoyl-(protein) hydrolase activity; carboxylic ester hydrolase activity
Source: RefSeq, a predicted model, not a curated record